GUUGAGGCGGUGCCCUGCCCUCGCUGCUUGUACGCCAGACUGCGGCGGGCAUAGAGAGCUUUGCGUUACAGAAAUGGCGGAGGGGGAGUUGGACGUUGACUCGUUGAUUUCCAGGCUUCUAGAGGUACGAGGAUGCCGCCCAGGCAAGAUCGUCCAGAUGACGGAGGCAGAGGUGCGCGGCCUCUGCAUCAAAUCCCGGGAAAUUUUCCUUAGCCAGCCAAUCCUACUGGAGCUGGAGGCUCCGCUCAAAAUCUGCGGUGACAUCCAUGGACAGUACACAGACCUGCUGAGGCUCUUUGAGUAUGGCGGCUUCCCUCCAGAGGCUAACUACCUGUUCCUGGGCGACUACGUGGACAGAGGGAAGCAGUCGCUGGAGACCAUCUGCCUGCUGCUGGCGUACAAGAUCAAAUACCCCGAGAACUUCUUCCUGCUCCGGGGCAACCACGAGUGUGCCUCCAUCAACCGCAUCUACGGCUUCUACGACGAGUGUAAACGCAGGUUCAACAUCAAACUGUGGAAGACUUUUACUGACUGUUUCAACUGCCUGCCCAUCGCCGCCAUAGUGGAUGAGAAGAUCUUCUGUUGUCAUGGAGGACUUUCUCCUGACCUUCAGUCUAUGGAGCAGAUCAGACGGAUCAUGAGACCCACAGACGUGCCUGACACAGGUCUUCUGUGCGACCUGCUGUGGUCGGACCCUGAUAAGGACGUACAGGGCUGGGGGGAGAACGACCGUGGCGUCUCCUUUACAUUCGGUGCCGACGUGGUCAGCAAGUUCCUCAACCGUCAUGAUUUGGACCUCAUCUGUAGAGCUCACCAGGUGGUAGAAGAUGGGUAUGAGUUCUUCGCCAAGCGGCAGCUGGUGACCCUGUUCUCAGCUCCCAACUACUGCGGGGAGUUUGACAACGCCGGUGGCAUGAUGAGCGUGGACGAAACCCUGAUGUGCUCCUUCCAGAUCCUGAAGCCGUCUGAGAAGAAGGCCAAGUACCAGUAUGGAGGGAUGAACUCCGGCCGACCCGUCACGCCGCCUCGCACAGCCCAACCCCCAAAGAAACGAUGAAGAUGGACAGACGGACAGAAAGAUGACAAGAUGAUACGAUUGUCUCCUUCUGGCUUUUCACAUUAAAGAAGUAAAAGCAACACUUGGCAGAGAAGGAACCAGAACCCCUCAUUUUAAAAAAACACACCCCACUCUCCAGAAACAACUUUUUUUU
Messenger RNA from Poecilia latipinna (sailfin molly), 1211 nucleotides. RefSeq names its product serine/threonine-protein phosphatase PP1-beta catalytic subunit. Gene Ontology annotation, cellular component: cytoplasm; nucleus. Gene Ontology annotation, biological process: circadian regulation of gene expression; regulation of circadian rhythm. Lineage: Eukaryota; Metazoa; Chordata; Actinopteri; Cyprinodontiformes; Poeciliidae. The transcript is spliced from 8 exons. The record is from RefSeq and is a predicted model, not a curated record. Bases 74 to 1057 code for a protein of 327 amino acids. Gene Ontology annotation, molecular function: protein serine/threonine phosphatase activity.